This is a messenger RNA of Dendroctonus ponderosae (mountain pine beetle), 1328 nucleotides long. Its product is annotated as delta-like protein 4. Gene Ontology annotation, cellular component: membrane. Gene Ontology annotation, biological process: cell communication. NCBI's taxonomy places the organism in Eukaryota, Metazoa, Arthropoda, Insecta, Coleoptera, Curculionidae. The coding region runs from base 155 to 1243 and encodes 362 amino acids. The transcript has 7 exons. The record is from RefSeq and is a predicted model, not a curated record. Gene Ontology annotation, molecular function: Notch binding.
GUUCUUCGGCCAGUGACCGUCGAAGAAGAAACGGGGUCAUCGGUGCUGCUCCAUUCAAGUGCUUCGGUCAGUUCGAGUCAAGUUCACGGUAAAAGUGGUACAUCAAUGCGUGCGUUGCAUCUAACCAGAAAAUUAAAGUGUUUACGCGACAAAGAUGGAUAAGUUUCUGUACUGGGUUGCCCUUUGCGUUCUUCCGACGGUAUUUUGCGGAAAGUACGUACCCAAAUGGAAGAAGCAGGCCUGUGAAUUGCCUUCAUCCCAUAGCGAGUACUCCCAUUAUAUUUGCUCAGACGAUGGUGAGGUGAAAUGCUUGCCAGGGUGGAACGGUGACCUUUGCGAUGUUCCAAAAUGCCGCUCUGGAUGCGAUCCAAUGCAAGGGUACUGUAAUCGACCAGGAGAGUGUCUAUGUAAGUUGGGUUACUACGGGAACAAGUGCAACAAGUGCAUUCCCUUGCCUGGAUGCCAGCAUGGAUAUUGCAAUUCCAGUUUUGAGUGUAUCUGCCACGAAGGCUGGGAUGGACUCUUUUGCUCUGAACCAAUUUGUCGCCAAGACUGCCACCAAGCCAGAGGGUACUGCAACGAACCUGGAGACUGCAAAUGCAGGCUAGGAUGGUCGGGAAGAACCUGCAAAGACUGUCAAGUCCUGCCUGGGUGCGUUCAUGGAUACUGCGAAAAACCUUUAGAAUGCAAAUGCUAUCCAGGCUAUUCUGGAAUACUUUGCCAAACCCCCAUCUGUUCAAAGACCUGCCACAAAGAGAGAGGAUACUGCAGGAAACCGGGAGAGUGCAGGUGUAAGGUGGGGUGGUGGGGCAAGAACUGCGAAAAAUGCUUUCCAUACCCGGGAUGCGUGAAUGGAACCUGCAACAGGCCCUGGGAGUGCAACUGCCAGAAAGGCUGGGGAGGAAUGCUUUGCAACGAAGCUCUAACAUACUGCGAAGAUAAUUCAGACAUUUGCAAAAAUGGAGCAAAAUGCGUCUCCCUCACUCACGACGAUGGCUCAUAUCGGUGCCUCUGCAGAGAAGGGACUUAUGGGCGACAUUGUGAAUUUUCCGAUCUUACCAUCAUGUCGCAAUCUCCUAUGAAUCUGAGCAGCAAACCUGGAACCAUUGACCUCAAGCCCGAGAAACCCUCUAGGCCUGAAAACGUUACCCUGGUUUAUCCUAUGGAAAGUGCUGCGGUUGUAACUGGCAUGAAAAAUCAGACUGUAGGAGAGCUGCCGACCAAUGCGACAGCGAAGAAUUAAUCCAGAUAAUUAUUUAUUUUUAAUAUAAGAAGUAUUUAUUUUUCACUUUAGUGUUUUAAUUAAAGCUAAAUUUUGGUCAAGCUGG